CUAUUUCACAUCCACUUUAAAACAAAUAAGGUUGCAUUACAGGUCAGUAGGCCAUCAUUCCAGGCUAGCCAUCUUGUAUAAUCAAAGAAAAUUUAAAGAAAAUGCUACAUUUUCUUUUCACUUUACAGCUUUUCAACCCUGCAAAGCAGUUUGGUAAUAAAUACAUAAAUGCUACAACAGGGAAGGAAAAAAAAGAAAAUGAAGCCCAAACAACCAGACUAUAACUAGGAUUAAUAAUUGAGGGAAGGGGGUGGGGGGAGCAGUUUAAACAGAGCGUGCCGAAGGCAGAAAAUGGGGGAAGUUUUCCUAGCUGCGGCUCCACGCCGAGCGUUGUGCUCUGCUGCCACCUGGGCCGCGCCGCAGGACGUGCAGCCCACAGAGCUCGCCGUGCACCUGGGCGGCAUCGCCCACUGGCCUGGGAACCUCGCUAGGGUCUGAACGGGGUCAGUCCUCAUGUCUUACUAUAAAUAUGAUGUGUAAAUUAUGUUUUGUUGUGCUUUUUUUGUUUUUGUUUUUUGUUUGUUUGUUUUUUUUGAAGGGAGGGUGUAGGGGGAAGUAAAGAAGGGUUCCAAACAUCACAACUUGGAGAAAGCAUAUAUAAAUGAAUAUUAGAAACCUAAAGGACUUCACAGAUUUCCUUGUAUUCUCCCUAUGUCUCCGUGUUACAGUGCUAUAGCCAACGUUGUCUUGACACCAGGCUUUGCUGAGCUGAUAGCACUGACUUUGGAGAGUUUUCACACACUUUAUUACAGCUUUGAAUUGCACAUGAGUUUUGGGGUUUUUUUUUUUUCUUCUUUCUUAUUGUUGUUUCCCCCCAUUUUAAGGCUCUCCUGUGCUUUGGAGGAAACAUGUUCUGGUAUGCUAAAUUUUGCUAGUGGUAAAUAUUUCCUUUGGCUAUGAAGUGCAUGUGUAAAAAAGGCUGUUUGUUUGUUUGUUUGUUUGUUUUUUGUUUUAUCCCCUAUGAAAAUAAGCUCCUUUCUUACUUGCUCUGCUGUUAUUGAUAACCCGUAAAGGAGACAGAGCUGAAGGUCUGAGUGAAAUAGUACUUUCAGAUAUUUACUUUUAGCCACAUCAAGUUGAGGAAAACGCAAUUCUGUGUGAACUCCAUACAAUGCAUGUGAUGCUUUGCAUACCAAACCUGGCGACAAAGGGACUGCAGGUGAGUCCCCCGGGGACUGCUCUGCCGGGAGGAUUUUUCCAGUCCCUAACCACGGAAGUAUUCAGCUUUCCAACUGUUCCCCAGAGUUGGCUGUUCUGAUUUGUUUCAAUUCAAGAACAGAAAAGGACAUGUAAUGAAGAGUCCCCCAGCAAGUAAGCAGUGCCCGUGCGACAAGCAGGGAUGCAAAGGGUUAAGACGCUGACUUGCUUGCUAGGCAAAGUUUGAGGAAGAAUGUCUUGAGGCUGAGCGCGCCGCAGCACCGCGUUUGAAAUCUGUCACCCUCACUUAGGAGCUCCGCAUCUCCGCUUGUCACCGGUGAAUAAUGAUCACGCGGCGAUAAGAUCGCGCGGUGGCGGUGCGCCGGAGCCGCCGGGGGAGAAGCAGAGGGAAAUUACGGGCGUUUAACGUUGCGGAGGGGUUUCCUCGGUCGUCGGUGGUUUCAGAGUCAUAAGACCGGCUGGACAGAGGCUUGGGAAGUAUAUUUCCUUCCUCCUUUCCUUGAAAGAAACCUUGGGCGAUGGUGUUCAUCGGCAGCUAUGGAAAACAGAGACCUUGGUGGUGAUCCUUAAAACAGUACGAUGCCGGACACCAGCUGUUCUGCCACUUUCCCCCCUUGCAACCGGCCGGACCCGGUGGGCUUUGGGUGAUUACCGGAGACAUCCGCAUGAGCAGAAUUAUAGAAUCAUUGAGGUUGGAAAAGACCACUAAGAUCAUGUAAUCCAGUCACCUACCAUCAAUAUCAACGUAUUUCUCAUAGUGAGGAACCCAAAACUGAACACACUACUUGAGGCAGGCCAGAUCCAGCUGAUAGCUGUUAUGAGGACUUUGAUGACUUCAGAAAGCUGAGCAUAACAUCAACAGACUUCAAUGAAAGGAAAUAAUAUCACUCCAAGCAACUUGUACAGACAGCUUUUGGUAGCUUUAAAUUAACUGGUUGCUCAACUAAAAGAACACAGCUAUUGUUUCUUUCGGCACACAUGGAGGAAAGCAACAAGAUUUGUAACCCUGGCUAAUAGGACUGUGGCUUUCUUAUCAAAAGUAGGAGCUGGGCCAACUGUAAAAUGAUUAUUUUAUACUUAGCCUGAAGGACUUUACCUCUGCUUGAACACUGGACAUAAACUGAAGCCAGUUUUAAUGAUCUGAGAUUUUGCUACUUGUCCUUUAUUAUUGUUAUUAGCUCUCUUUAACACUUUGAUACUUUAUUUCUUUAAAUUGGAAAUGGGUUCCUGGACUAGAUUGUGGCCCUCAGACUGGGCUGUUCUCAUGAAAUCAUGGCUUAUCUUUUCCCUGGGGCUCUACAUGCAGGUCUCCAAAACUUUGGCCUGUCCAAAAGUGUGUCGCUGCGAUCGAAACUUUGUCUACUGUAAUGAGCGAAGCUUGACCUCAGUGCCUCUUGGGAUACCAGAGGGUGUAACCGUCCUCUACCUCCAUAAUAACCAAAUAAAUAAUGCUGGAUUUCCUGCAGAAUUGCACAAUGUCCAGUCUGUGCACACAGUCUAUCUUUAUGGCAACCAAUUGGAUGAGUUCCCAAUGAACCUGCCCAAAAAUGUCAGGGUUCUCCACUUGCAGGAAAACAACAUUCAGACCAUUUCUCGGGCUGCUCUUGCUCAGCUCUUGAAGCUGGAAGAACUGCACCUGGAUGACAACUCCAUCUCCACUGUUGGAGUUGAGGAUGGGGCAUUCCGGGAAGCCAUCAGCCUCAAGCUUCUGUUCUUGUCCAAGAAUCACUUAAGCAGUGUACCAGUAGGCCUUCCAGUGGACUUACAAGAACUUCGAGUAGAUGAAAAUCGAAUUGCUGUCAUUUCAGACUUGGCCUUCCAGAAUCUUACAAGUUUGGAACGUCUGAUUCUGGAUGGCAAUCUGCUUACUAAUAAAGGCAUAGCUGAAGGCACCUUUGGCCACCUCUCCAAGCUCAAGGAAUUCUCUAUAGUGCGUAAUUCACUGACCCAUCCUCCUUCUGAUCUUCCAGGUACACAUUUGCUAAGGCUCUACUUGCAAGACAACCAGAUAACCCAUAUACCACUUACAGCCUUCUCAAACCUUCACAAACUGGAACGUCUUGAUAUUUCCAACAAUCAGCUUCGUAUGUUGGUAAAGGGUGUAUUUGAUGAUCUCCACAACUUGAGGCAACUCACUGUAAGGAAUAAUCCCUGGUUAUGUGACUGCAGUAUUAAGUGGGUCACUGAAUGGCUCAAGUUUAUUCCCUCUUCCAUCAAUGUACGGGGUUUUAUGUGUCAGGGACCAGAGCAGGUCCGAGGUAUGGCAGUCAGGGAGCUUAAUAUGAAUAUGCUGUCAUGCCCCACCACUACCCCAGAUAUGUCACUUGUCAUCACCCCAGUUCCAGCUACAGCUAAGCCAACUACAUUAGUUCCCUCCUCAUCAGUUCCUCCCCCAAGUACUAAGUAUAGUCCUCUGACUCCUAUCAUAGUCACACUCCCCACUGUGCCUGACAGGGAAGACAGAGAAAGGGUAACACCUCCUAUAUCUGAGCGAAUUCAACUCUCUAUCCAUUUUGUGAAUGAUACUUGCAUCCUGGUUAACUGGAUAUCUGUUUUUACUGUGAUGGCAUAUAAACUCACAUGGGUUAAAAUGGGCCAUAGUCUGGUAGGAGGAAUUGUUCAGGAACGAAUAGUUAGUGGUGAGAAACAAGACUUCAGCUUGGUAAAUCUGGAGCCCAAAUCCACCUAUCGGAUUUGCUUGGUUCCUCUGGAUGCUUAUAAUAAUUACCGAACUGGAGAAGACACUGUCUGUUCAGAAGCCACAACAAAGGCUUCCUUUUCGAACAGUGGCGGCAACAUUCCCUCCAGCCAUGAGCAGACAACUUCUCAGAACCUGGGCUCCCCAUUUCUGCUUGCAGGUUUAAUCGGGGGUGCAGUGAUAUUUGUGCUCAUGGUCCUUCUCAGCAUUUUUUGCUGGCACAUGCACAAAAAGGGGCGUUACACCUCCCAGAAGUGGAAAUACAAUCGAGGCCGUCGGAAAGAUGACUACUGUGAGGCAGGAACCAAGAAGGACAACUCCAUCCUGGAAAUGACGGAAACCAGCUUCCAGAUUGUGUCCUUAAAUAAUGAUCAGCUCCUUAAAGGAGAUUUCAGACUGCAGCCCAUUUAUACCCCAAAUGGGGGCAUUAACUACACAGACUGUCACAUCCCCAAUAACAUACGAUACUGCAAUAGCAAUGUCUCAGACCUGGAGCACUGUCAUACGUGAUAGUAAGGGGAGAUGGGGGUGUAAAGGAUAAAGAGAAAAAACUCUGGAGAAAGUAACCCUCACAGCAAUGAAAAAAUUACAUUUGAUAAAUGUUAAACAGAUGCAUUUAUGCAUUUGAAUACUCUGUAAUUUAUACGGUGUACUAUAUAAUGGGAUUUAAAAAGUGCUAUCUUUUCUAUUUCAAGUCAAUUGCAAAUGGUUUUGUAACUCUUUGCUUUUUAAAUCUUAAAAAAAUAUUGCUAAGUACUGUACAGGGUUGUACAAUAAGAACCCAGUGUCAUGGCAAAGGAAAGAAUGAUUCAUUCUUCAAACAUUAACCACUUUGCUGUCGAAGCUGUCUGAGGGAUGUAAGUUCCUAGGUGUCCUGUAAUACAGGAAAAUAAGUGCAUAUUAAAACAGGGUUACUAGGAACAGCCAAAAGCAAUUCAGAUAAAAUGGGUAAAACCCAUUUGGCUCAAAUCCAGCAGUUGCUGUUGCGUUUCAAACCAUUUAAAAUAUUUCUGUCCCCCUUUCUCAGUUAUGUACUUCCUACCUCCAACUCAAAGCUGGAGUUCUGACUGCUACCAAAAAGGCUACUUGUUAUUUAAUUAGGUUUCCCCAACAUACUUGGAAAGGUAGACAGAACUCAGUGUCAAACUUGAAGUGACCUUGAUUUCUAUUUGCAAAAGCUAUUCUGAAAAUGUCCCCCAAUGCCAUGCAUUUUUAUGUUAGAAAUGGUUCCAGCCUUUCAUUACGGUUAAGAAGCUUCACAAAUUCUUUAACCCUUCUCAGUGGGAGAUGGGAGGUUAUCAGUAUGUAAGAGGUAGUUGUCAUUAGAUUACACCUCUCAUUAAUAGAUCAAUAUUUGUUGACAGCAUGUUCAGGUAUAACCUGAACAAGGGAAAUUCUAAGCGCUCCCAACUCUGUGGUAUUCAUGUAGAAUUUACAGUCUAAAAGUGGAAAUUGCUGAAAACUUGUUUCAAAACAUAAUGUCAAUGGAAAGGUUGCCAUUGACUUUUAUGGUUCAAGCUCUGUGUGAUUUAGCAGUUUGAGUUACAGUCAGUAUGAAGUAAGGAAAAGGUAAAAACAAUCAACAAAAGAAAAAUAAUCGUGAGAGAUCUUUUUAAUUUUUUUUAAAUUUAUUUAUUACUGAAGACCUCUGGGCCUAUUGUGAACUGAAAUACGUACAGCAGGGAAAAUUGUGAAUAAAUUCAGGGUUGCUUUUUUUCCAUUCAGGUGAACGGAGAUGGAUAUUAAUUGAAAAAUUUUGAGAGCGCAAGUACACUGUUUCUCCAAAUUACCCUUCUUUUAUCUUAACCUUUUAAAUUUUUCCACAAUGAUCUGUAUUUGAAAAUCAACAGGUGGGCUUGGAAUUUGUUCCUUAGUUCCCUCAAAUUCUUUACUUGGAAUCACUUCUGAGUCAUGCAUUAGGUGAAGCAUCAGGCUUGUAUGAAAAUUAUGAUGCUGCUCUCAAAAUUAGACUGUGUUUCAACAGCUCCAACUGAAUCCACUGACUCUAUGACUGCCAAGAACUCUGGAUUUUUUGCCAACCCAGUGGUAGAACUUAAUUCUUCCCUUCCCUUCCCUUCCCUUCCCUUCCCUUCCCUUCCCUUCCCUUCCCUUCCCUUCCCUUCCCUUCCCUUCCCU
Lagopus muta (rock ptarmigan) is the source of this 5992-nucleotide messenger RNA. It is a transcript of the gene FLRT2, whose product is annotated as fibronectin leucine rich transmembrane protein 2. The coding region runs from base 2378 to 4366 and encodes 662 amino acids. Lineage: Eukaryota; Metazoa; Chordata; Aves; Galliformes; Phasianidae. The transcript has 3 exons. Gene Ontology annotation, molecular function: protein binding. The record is from RefSeq and is a predicted model, not a curated record.